Molecule: messenger RNA, 369 nt
Organism: Pistacia vera
Lineage: Eukaryota; Viridiplantae; Streptophyta; Magnoliopsida; Sapindales; Anacardiaceae
Product: cyclin-dependent protein kinase inhibitor SMR3
Exons: 1
Coding region: 1-369 (122 amino acids)
Biological process (GO): regulation of DNA endoreduplication
Source: RefSeq, a predicted model, not a curated record
AUGUCUACCGAUCUAGAAAGAAUUCUAGAUUUUCCCAGAAUUCGAUUGUCUCCGAUUAAGCAGUUCUCUUCUUCCAAUACAACAGAAGAAAAGGAUAAUGUUUUUAACUGCGACGAAGAAUGCCGGACACCAACAUCUGAACAACACAAGAUUCCUUCAAUGCUUUGCUGUCCGCCGGCGCCGCGAAAGCCGAAGACAAGAAACGUUUCAUGCAAAAGGAAGCUGGUGGAGCUGGAGUUCUUCGAGAUCAAGAAUCGUGAAGAAGAAGAAACGUUUUUAAAAUCCAGUUUCGAGGUUCAAGAUAUUAGGUCUUCUUCCAUGAAGAGAAGCUGCUAUGAUACUAAUAAUAUUAUCACUUCAUGUAAAUGA